Messenger RNA from Dromiciops gliroides (monito del monte), 4115 nucleotides. It is a transcript of the gene SETDB2, whose product is annotated as SET domain bifurcated histone lysine methyltransferase 2. Gene Ontology annotation, cellular component: nucleus. Bases 806 to 3742 code for a protein of 978 amino acids. The record is from RefSeq and is a predicted model, not a curated record. Gene Ontology annotation, biological process: negative regulation of gene expression; heterochromatin organization. NCBI's taxonomy places the organism in Eukaryota, Metazoa, Chordata, Mammalia, Microbiotheria, Microbiotheriidae. The transcript is spliced from 22 exons. Gene Ontology annotation, molecular function: protein binding; histone H3K9 methyltransferase activity; zinc ion binding.
GGUAUUAAAAAAAAAAAAGCCGAGGAAGCCUCCCGGUGGAGGUAUGCCAGAGGGUGGUGGGGGCUACUCCCGGCGUCCCGCGGAUAGACAGGGAGCCAGGCCGCAGGUCGGAUAGAGGUCUCCAGAUUAGACACCUCCAUCGACCCGGCGGCGGAAAGACUUCUCCGCUCCGGAAUUGCGGAGUCGUCCUUCCUCCCGCGCAGCCCGCCCCUGGGGUCACGCCGCUUACGGUCGUUACCGGGGGAGCGGGGAGAGGUCGGCCUUCGCCAACCCGGGGACAAACCAGAGCCGGCCGGCGGGGAUGCGGGCCAGACGGGGGUCUCCCCUGAGAGCCUGCAGCGGGAGCGCCCCGCGCCUGCGCCGGCCCGGCCCGGGGCGCGUGGGUCCCACUGACACCCUUCUAACCCCAGUCUGGAGUCUUUUAUUGAUUCGUGGAUGCAAGCAUUGGAAAUGUUUUCAUCGUGAAGGUCCAAUUUGAUUUACCUACAUUUUGAUCAAGUGUAACCUGAAGAACUCAACAUGAGGUUUGAACAUUAGUCACCUAUGAUAGUUCCUUUUAUCAUGAUUUCCAGUCCGAAAAUUUACCAAACUAAGUUUAUCAAAAGACAUUGGAUCCAAAGUAGGAUAAAUAAGAGAGAAAUGUUGUCUAAUGACUGUCAGCACUUUGGAGGAGGGAAUAUAGGAGUCAACGUUGGCUGUUAGGUAUGUUUGCCAGUCACACAUUUCCUCUGAUAGACGUUUCCUCUGAUAUUCCUGUAAGUCUCAUCCUGAAGAGCUUUACAUACUUCCACAGCUGCUGCAAAAGAUGGCGCACAGAAAUGGUGAUGCAAAAGCUUUUUGGAGGGGUCUAGAAGAGGAUGGAAAAGUAGACAUGAUAUUUGAGCAUGUACAGAAUGUACUGCUGUCACUCAAACAAAAGAUCAAAGAUGGGUCAGCUACAAAUCAAGAAUACAUUCAAGCCAUGACUCUGGUGAAUGAAGCAAUUACAAGGAACACUUUACUACCAAUAAACGAUGAUGAUAUAACUGACAGAGACAGUGAGCAAGAAAGCAAAUCAAGUGUUUUACCUCCAACUUCACAAGAAGACUCCAAUUCAGAAGACUCCUUGAUUUUAACCGUAGAGGAUAUAGCAGUUCUAACUUUGGAAAAUGAUGUUUCAAAUGAUGAAGGGAAAAUACUAUCUUUGAAUCUGUCUUAUCAGAUUCAUGACUGCUGUGAUAAAUGUCUACCGAAAAUACCUCUCAACUCCAGAGUGGAAAACCCACUCAUGAUGCCCAUCUUGAGUCAUUUCCAAAGGCGACAUGCAAAGACAAACUCUAAUUGUGCCACAUUCCACGUGAGUUAUAAAACCCCUUGUGGAAGAAGUUUGAGGAACUUUCAGGAGGUCCACCGUUUCCUGCUUGAGACAGAAUGUACCUUUUUAUUUUUACAUAAUUUUUCUUUCAAUACCUAUGUGCAGUUGAACAGGAAUAUGGUGGAGAAAGAAGUUUUUGUUUCUGACUCUGAUAUUAGCCACGGAACCGAAUCUGUGCCUAUUACCUUCUGCAAUGAAGUUGACAACAGAAGACUGCCACACUUCAAGUACCGGAGGCGGACGUGGCCACAUGCCUACUACCUCAACAAUUUCUCUGGCAUGUUUAGUAAUUCAUGUGACUGCUCAAAAGGCUGCAUGGAUAUAACAAAAUGUGCAUGUCUCCAGCUGACAGCAAAGGGUUAUGAUGAGAGUUCUGCAAGGUCAAGUGUUAAACCCCCUCGUGGCUAUAGCUAUAAAAGACUGCAGCAGCCAGUACCCAGCGGAAUUUUUGAAUGCAGCCUUUUGUGCAAAUGUGAUCCAAGGACAUGUCAGAACAGAGUUGUCCAGCAGGGUCUCCAAGUGCGCCUUCAGGUUUUCAAAACUGAGAAGAAAGGAUGGGGAGUCCGCUGCCUUGAUGACAUCGACAAAGGGACAUUUGUUUGCACUUACUCAGGGAGAUUACUAAGCAGAGUUGGCCUGGAGGAAAUUGGUUCUGUUGAUGGAAAAGAGGAAGAAGAGGAGGAGGACAUUGCUACCAAUGACAUCGGAUCCCCAGCACUUUCAAAGAAGAGGAAAACAGAAGCUACUUAUUCUGAUCCUGAAAUUGAAUUUGUCCAGAUUGAAGUAGGAGCAAUUCCUGGAGACACAGAGACUCAAGAGUACCUGAUUGAACUCAGCAGUGAGGCAGAUCCAUCUAUUCAGGGUGAGAAGUAUGAAUAUGAUCUAAGAAUUGAAAAUCAACCAACCACUAGAAGACCUAAAACUAAAACAGCCCUUCUUCAAAACUUUCAGGAAAAAAGGGGAAUUGUUACCCUGGAGUCUGGUAUAAGCUCAGAAGAAGAGGAUGAAGCUCAGCCAACUGAAAUCCAACCAGCCCCCAAUACCAACGAAAAAAAAAGGGAAGCAAGCUGCCUUGGCGAAAUUUCCAGAGACAAGUUGUUGAUCAGGUGUACCAUGCUAGAGAACCAUCUCGGUAAAGAAGAAAGUCUAGCAGAGAGCACGUGUGAUCAGGGUGGGACAGAAGAAGGCGAGGUUCAGGAGCAAGGCUCCCAAGAGGAGAGAACGCUGGAGAUGCAAAGUCAGGAAAUCCUUUGUGAUGAAGAGUCACUAUUUGACACACACACUGAUGCUUCAGAGCCUGUGAAGAAGCUUCACGAAGAGAGCAUUUACUUACUGGAUGCUACCAAAGAAGGAAACGUGGGUCGCUUCCUAAAUCAUAGUUGUAACCCAAAUCUCUUCGUACAGAAUGUUUUUGUAGAAACACAUGACAGAAAUUUUCCAUGGGUGGCAUUUUUCACAAAAAGGCAUGUGAAGGCAGGAACGGAACUCACUUGGGAUUAUGGUUAUGAAGCUGGAAGUAUACCUGAGAAAGAGAUUCCUUGUCAAUGUGGCUUUCACACUUGUAGAAAAAGAAUAUUAUCCAUCUCUACCAGCGCCUGCCGGGCCCAGGGUGCUUGCUUGUCAAUCAUGAUGGACGAAACCUUGAGAGACCCCGCUGGUAUCUUCCAGCAAAGGAUGGUAAAAAUAACUUGUGAUCUGUGUCCUCAAGAUGAUGAACGUGGUAUACUAUAUGUCUCACAAGAUCUUGAAUUAGUAGCACACCAAAAUUGUUUGUUAUAUUCUUCAGGACUUGUGGAAUCUGAGAGUGAUGAUCAUCCUUGUUUAGAUGAUCAAGACAGACAUUUUGAUGUGGAGCUAGUGAAAGAGGAAAUCAAUAGAGGAAAGAGACUGAAAUGCUCAUUAUGCCUUAAGAAAGGAGCUACUGUGGGAUGUGAUGUUAAAAAAUGUUCCAAGAAUUAUCAUUUCUUCUGUGCCAGACAAGACCAAGCAACAGUGCAAGCUGAUGCAACAACUUACAGAGUGUUCUGCCAAAAACACAACCCUGGAAAAAACAAUCCAAUUCCUAUGCGAAAACGGUAUCUCCCAACAAAAGUUGAUCUGUUGAAGAAGAUAAAAAAUGCGGGGCUCAUCGAACAUCUAUUUGAAGCUCUACUAGAAGAUCUUGAUAAGAUUCAUUUCAAGUUGAAGGACGACACCACCUCAGAAAAAGAAUUACAAGAAAUUGUAACUUUACUCUUUGACUGUGCCAUAUUUAGACAAUCACUGAAGAAAAUGUCUGCAGACACAAUGAUAGCGAAACUUCAGAGUGAACAGGAACACCUGCAGAAGAAGGUAGAAGUACUUCAAGAUGUCAGAGAAAGCCUAUUUUCUCCUCAGGAAGAUAUAUAGUGUUAUUUUCUCAGCUGGUUCUUAACCUUUUUCACCUACUGUUUCAUAAAUUGGGGGCUUACAUGUUGUUUUAUUCAAAAUGUUUUAGCAAUGUACUUUUCUUAUACUGUGACUGCUCAAUGAUUUUUCACUCCAAGUAGUAACCCUCCCUUGUAACUCUUCCUCAUUAGAUUAUAGUCAUUGAAAGCAGGGAUGAUCUUCUUCCUCUUUUUCAUAUCCUCAACAUUUAGCACACCUGGUACACUGUAGGUGCUUAAUGCAUACUGACUGAUUGAUAAUAAAUAACUAGUCAAGCCAACACAUUUUACAUGGGCUUAUGUGAAAGUCAUAACCUUUAUUAUGAAAUAAACAAUGAUUGUGAGUUAUUUUUAAA